Molecule: messenger RNA, 3103 nt
Organism: Nematostella vectensis (starlet sea anemone)
Lineage: Eukaryota; Metazoa; Cnidaria; Anthozoa; Actiniaria; Edwardsiidae
Product: centrosomal protein of 83 kDa
Exons: 22
Coding region: 206-2260 (684 amino acids)
Cellular component (GO): centrosome
Source: RefSeq, a predicted model, not a curated record
AUUGUGACGUCAUGUAAACAAAAUGGCGGUGUCGGUUGCUCGGGACGCGUUGAAGUGAAAGUGUGCGAAACCGACUUGUUGGCUUUGCCGGUAAAGGUGACACAAAUCUCUGGAUAUAGGGUGAAUUUAUGAUGCCAGUGAAAGAGAUCUAACUGUAAUUCCGGGGGAAAAGCUGAUAUCUGGAUAUCUUUAUUAAGAAGGCGCCAUGGCUGGGACAAGUGAGGGAGACAUACUGGAGAAACUGCAGCGUAUGGGGAGUCUUGAAUCCAUUGUGACAGAGCAGAGAAUGAAUAUAGAGAAGCUCAAGACCACUUAUGAAACACUCAAGGCAGAACAUCUACAGCUGCAAGAUCUAUGCGAGAGAAAGGAUGCUGAUAUCAUAGGUGCAAGAGAAGAAGCCAAAAAAAUCCAUGAGCAAAACCAAGACAUGAUACGGCGCUUGAGGAGUGAGAGAGAUGCAAAGAUUCAGGAGUGUGAAGAACUGAGAACUCAGGUUGUCACUCCUGCUAGACUAGAUGCACUUAGGAUAAAACUACUAGAAGAAGUUGAGGCACCUUAUAAAGAGAGAUUUAUUAUGAUGGAAAGUGAUAUCAAUGCUAGUAGAAGCGAUUUUAACAAGCUCAGAUAUGACUAUGCCUUUCUGAAGUCAGAAUACGAAAACGAGCAGAAGCAGCAUAGACAGAUAUUAGAAGAGAUGCAAGCUCAGUAUGAGCUGGAAAUCAGUUCAUUACGUAAAGAGAGGGAUGGUCUUCUUCAGAAGCAACAGCAUGAUGGUCCAUCGGAUGCACAGAGAGUCAGGACUCUACAAAGAGAAAACACACAGCUUCAUAUGAAACUGAAAGGGCUUCUGAGUGAGAUUGAGGAGAUAAGAGCACAGCGUGAGGCAGCUGGACUGCAAUCUGACCAUGUGUCUCGUUUGCAAGCAAGGCAACUAACUGAGAUGACCGCAAGAUGUAAAGCACUAGAGACAGAGCGAGAUUCUCUUAAGCAGCAGUGCCAGACUUUACAAGCUGAAUUAGAGAAGAAGAAUCAAGCUGAGGACCAGCUUAUCAACGAUAUCCAUCAACUAGAAAAAGAGAACAUGUCACUAAAGAGUAAUUCUGAAGAAACUUCACACAAGCAUAAAUUAGAACUGAGUAACUUGAAAAUGAGCCUGACGAAGAAUCGGGGUGAUUUAGAAAGAGAGAGAGAUGAGCUCAAAGCUGCUCUUGAUGCUUGUCGUAACAAGACUGAGGUCCUAAACAGAACGAUAGAGCACCUGAAGGGGACGGUAGAGGAAAAGGAGCAGGAUGUCAGUCGUAGAGUUCAGGAAGUAAAAGAAAAGGAAUGGGAGAAAAUAUCACAACUUGAGACCACCAAACUUCAGCUAGAAGCAAGCUUGUCACAAAUGGAAAGAGCAAAGGUGGAAACUUCAACAUCCCAUCAAAACCAAAUUGAGUUAUUAGAGGAAAAGCUACGUUCUACUGCCGAAGCAAAGAAAUACCUCGAAAAGGAGUAUUCAGCACUAAAGUUGCAGUUGAAGGAAAAUUCAGAUGUUUCUAAUGAGCUUGAACGGGAAAGGGCAAAAAGCCAAGAGCAAAGACAGAAAUUUCAGCAGCUUCAAAAUCAUUAUCAAAGCGCUAUGAGCAAUGAGCAACAGUUACUAUCUGCUAACGACAGACUGAAGAGUUCCGUAGACCUGUUAAACGACGAAUUACGUGUUGCUAGGCUUGAAAUUCAACGACAGCAAGAUGACCAUUUGAAUGCGUUAGAGCAAGCAAGGCUAAAGUUCCGAGAAGAGAAGACUGCGUUUGAGGCGCAGAUCACCAAGCUUGAAAAGAAGUCAAAAGAAGAUGAGGGAAAUAGCAAAAAAGCGCAAAAACAAAUGGAAAAGAAAAGAAAGAAAUACAAAGAAGAGAUUAAUCAGCUAAGAGAUAGGAUUCAAGUAUUGGAAAAGAAAGAAGAACAACUUGCUCUUGAAAGAGACUCGGAGCGAAGAAAGCGUGAACUGGAAAACGAGAAGACUCGACGGCAAAUGGCUAUGCUUGCGAAGAAACAAAACCGAUUUAAAAAUGUACUGAAUAAUAGUCACGCGUUUGGCGGCGGUCUCCCUAUGACGAGUUCGCCGGUUCCUUUUAAUGCGACGAUAGAACAGGACCGUCAGCUACGCGAGAUUGCCAACGUGCGUGACAGACUUGAAGACCUGGAGGAGACCCAACGAAAUAUGACCAACAUACUUCACGAGACGGCCUCGCCACCUUUAGAAACGGGAGCCUUCUGACGACAUACCUUAGAUACAAGGGCUUUCUUGCGUCUACAUUCGUUCACACGACAUGCCUUUCACACUCGAUCACUUUAUGACGCCACACCACCCCUGAUACUUUCACCCCGUGGCGUCACGUCUCCCUAGAUAUCCUUAGGGCGUCGGACCUCGGACGGUUUUCCGACGUCGUGCCUACCUUUUAGACAUUCACUUUUUUAUGCUAUGCAAGCGAAAGCGUUCUUGCAUUAACACAUGGAAAAGCAUCUGAAAUAAUCGUGCAUCGUCCCUGCAUAACAAAUAUUGGGUUUAUUUUUUUAGGUUAUCCUAUGCUAGGAUUAUGCAACUUGAUGAAAAUAUCGAACGUAGUGCGCAUUUUAGCGUUAUCAUUCAAGACAUGACAAGCCGAGAGGCAAUCUAUUUCCAUUCUUAAUUGAUAUUUUAUUAAAUACUUAUUUUUAAAUUAUUAGUUUUCUAAGUUACAUUUGCAAUUCAUUUAAUUGAUAUUUCAUAAAUUUAAUAGUUAUAUUAUUUAGCUUUAUACCCUGGUCAUAUUUUCUUUUCAACCUUGCUUAUCUCAACAAAUUCAUUUUUUUUAUGACAUGAUCAAUUUUAAUCUAUAUCCAGUUCUUAUUCUAACAUAUUUUACCAUGUACAAAUUUUAUCUGUUUAAAGAAUUCCUAUCAGUUGCUUUGCUAUAUUAUUCCGGUAUCUAAUAAAUUUAUACUCGCUAGCACAAAGAGUAGUUGCUAAAAAAGCAGAACUGAUAGAAAUUCUUAGUUAAAGCAUAACUUGUAACACUACACCAAGUGCCUUCGCGUGUGUAUUUUAUUGAAUAAUAACCGUAUUUUUAUGAAAUUUAAA